GGAGUCUUUGACCACAGUAGAGCUUAGAUUUAGAGUCCCAUUCCGAUUGCUGAUCGAUAGCCCUGCUAAGACAAAUGAACGUAGUGAUUUCCCGGGGGCUAAACUGACCGUACAGGGAGGAGCAUAUGUGAGCUUGAGAUGUCGCAGACAAGUUAUCUGAACACAUUUCGGAGGUUGAGGGCUUCUGGAAGCAACCCGUUUGAUCCUAAUGCCCACAGUCAAUAUGCAGGAGAAAAGUUACAGGUGCGUUUGGUUACACUGGAUGAAAAAUACAGAAGCCACUUGUUACAUCAACAGAUCAAGGCUUUCGAAGAGAAAGUGUACACGUCCUACGACAACUUUAACGUGGACAUGAUGUUGAAAAUGUUCCGUGAACUUGCCAGAAGAUGUAAAGGAUCCCAGGACAUUUAUACAAUAGGCGGAAUUCGACAAGCUAUCAAUCAAGAAAUUCGAAAACUACGCAUGCGGAAAAGGAACAAACGACUUCCUCUUUCGGAGGACAUGGGCACCGAAAAUGAUGACGUAAUGGAAUAUUUCAAUUGGUUUUUCAAGAAUCUGUCCUAUUUACGAGAACUUAGGAACAAUUUUGCCAGUCGCAUAUUCAAUCCUUUGUUUAAGUACUUUUAUAAUGUUUCUCAUGGAGGGCCGGACCGUGAACGUUCAACUGAUUCAGCCAUGUCUAUGUCGAAUCUAAGUGUGGCGUCCCAUCGUUCUUUUGACAGUGGCAUUACGGGUAUUUCCGGUUGGAGUUCUUUCCGAUUUUCGGAUUCUGAGAGCCAAGCUUCGGGAGAUGGCGAUAUUCAGAGUGCUCGGAAACACAUGAUCUCGAAAGCCGCUCUCCAACUUUUAGGUCGAGAGCUACGGGAUGUGAAGAAUUUAUACGACACGACCGAGCUUGAAAAGACGGCCCAAAGACUAGCAUUAAUUAAGGAGCAGCUUGAUUAUCUCAUUGACAACGAAGACGCCAUUAACCAAGCUCUCUUCAGUCAGGAUAGCGAAAGGGUGGUGAGCCACCUUAAAGUUAAGAACUCUCGGACUUAUUAUCUAAUGCGAUUGAUCCCUGAUAUUCUUGUUAAAUUCCAAAUUUGUGCAUGGCUAGCCAGGAAAUGGUUGGAAAUUGACGACAAGAAAACAAAAGAUCUGAAAGAAAGACUUGCCAAACUUGUAUCGCUGGAGGAUCAAUUAUCCAGGAGGUUGAAGAUGCUGUCCACAGACAUCCAGAAGCAUGAGAAAAAACUAGAAAAAGAAACAAACGAACUACAGAAGCUCUUAAAAAGAGAAGAGCGAACAAACGAAUUAGAAAUGACACUUCAUGGCUAUGAGAAUCGGGAAAGAGACUUAAAAGAUUACAUUCAGAAACUGGAAAACGAGAAACAGGAACUUACGACAAAGUUAAACAACAUGAUCAAAGAAAAAAAGACAGGGGAGUCCAAAGCUCUACAGACAAUGUUGGAGAGGAACAAGCUGCAGCUCUUUGCGAUGGAGAGACAGCUGGGGACUCUGAACUACCAUAAAACCAUCGUACAGAACGACAUGCAGGUAGAACUAGAGGUGAAAACAAACAUCAUCCACUUCACAAACGACGUACAGGAUCAGUGCGAAGAGCUCGAAAAGAUGUUAGAGACGGAGAAAAAAGAGAAAAGGACUAUACAGGCCGCUCUCAUUCCUAUAGCCCAAGACUCGGAGGAAAUCAGAGAGCGCCUGCGCGAGAAAGCAUAUCCGGUAGAAGAAAAUGAAGGCAUUGUUGCUCAGUAUAUUGGGAGUAGUAGGAUCCCGCUCUCUACAAUGAGUGUCGUAGAAAUGAAAAAGAGGUUUGCAGCUAAAAAUCCUAAUCCCAAACAUAUUCCCGUCUUUGAGAGUCCGCGAAAAAUGAACAUAUUUAAGACUGAGAUUGAGCCUUAUCCUAAAACUCCUGAGUUUGAUUUUUGACAUUUUAUUAAGUUGUUUGGGAAACUCGGUUUCCUCUGUUUCCUCUGUUAACUCUGCUUGGUAUGCUAGAAAUCAUAUAGAUGCUGUGAGAUUUUUAAUUUCAAAGAAUUAAUAAGGAUGAUAUUUAGUGAAUAAUUCUUUAUGUUUUUUUUUAAAAUAAUAAUAAAUUAGUACUCUUCGUGGGGUCAAAUGAUCGUGGUUUGACAAAAAUAUAUUGGUUUGUGGGGAUUAGAAUUCGUGGUUGAAGAAUUAUUAAGUUGUAAUAUAUAUUUUAGAUUCAACAUUUCGUGGAGGUCCUAAAUUCGUGGGUCUUUUCAUACCACAAAACAACGAAAAUUAUCCCCCCCCCCCCCCGAAAUUCAGUGAUUUCACAGUAUUUUUUUUUCUUAAAGAUAAGCGAAGAAGCCGAAAAAAUGCCUUUGGUUCGACAAAAAAGUGAAACAUAAUACAGAAUUGUAACACUAUUUUCUUUGAAAUAUCAGCUAACUUUAAUGUGUACUUUAUGUUAUCUCCACCAUAGUAAGUUUUGUUUGUCAUAAUUUCAUACAUUUUAAUAUUUAGAACUCAGUAUACUUAGUUCACAAACUGAAUUUGAUUUUUAUACGUCUGAAACUACGGGCAUUUUGCAUUCUUUACAAGAGUUUUUCGUUAAGUUUUCAUUAUAUUUGCCAGUGUAUGGGACUGAUAAUUUAAUAUUUGCUGUUUUGGAAAAGAAAUUCAGUUAGGUUGAACAUAUCUUCUUUUGUGCUAUACUUUCUUUUAAAAUCCUAUUCAAAGUACCAUUGAUAAAAUUAAUGAUGUUGAUUAAACAUGCAUUACUCAGAAACAUUUUGCUUUUAUACUCUUCUAAUGGCAUUGUGUAUCUGUCUUUAACUCUCAAAAGAAAGUAGGAAUGCUAGUUUUUAAACCCCUGAUUAUAGAUGUAAUAGAUUUAGACAUGCCUACCUUAUGUAAAGAACAAACAUUAUAUGUAUAUAUUUAUUUCCUUGAACUGAACA
Messenger RNA from Saccostrea echinata, 2927 nucleotides. RefSeq lists its product as uncharacterized. Bases 139 to 1929 code for a protein of 596 amino acids. The transcript is spliced from 3 exons. The record is from RefSeq and is a predicted model, not a curated record. NCBI's taxonomy places the organism in Eukaryota, Metazoa, Mollusca, Bivalvia, Ostreida, Ostreidae.